AUGAGUACAACGCACUGCAGAUUCUAUGAAAACAAAUUUCCGGAAGUGGAGGAGGUUGUGAUGGUGAAUGUGUUGCAAAUCGCCGAAAUGGGUGCAUAUGUUAAGUUAUUAGAGUAUGACAAUAUUGAAGGUAUGGUGUUACUUUCUGAACUUUCUAGAAGGCGUAUUAGAUCCAUUCAGAAAUUAAUCCGUGUUGGAAGAAAUGAGGUUGCAGUCGUUUUGAGAGUUGACAAGGAGAAAGGUUACAUUGAUCUUUCGAAGAGAAGAGUUUCUGCGGAAGAUAUUGUUCAGUGUGAAGAAAGAUACAACAAAUCAAAAGCUGUGCACUCUAUUCUGAGAAGAUGUGCUGAAAAGUUUAAUAUACCGCUUGAAACCCUAUAUAAGACGAUUGCAUGGCCUCUAGCUAAGGAAUAUGGCCACGCCUUUGAUGCCUUCAGACUGUCUAUUUCAAAGCCAUCUAUUUUUGAUACAAUUACUCCACCUUCCUCAGACGUGUUGGAAGAUUUAAAAAAGAACAUUGCAAGAAGGUUGACCCCACAGGCUGUGAAAUGCAGGGCUGACAUUGAUGUUUCCUGCUUCUCAUAUGAAGGUAUUGAUGCCAUAAAAGAAGCUCUCAAAGCUGGAGAAUCUGUUCCUACUAGCGACGAUAAAAUUACAAUUAAAUUGGUUGCUGCACCACGUUAUGUUAUGACAACCCAGAGUUUGGACAAGAAGCAGGGUGUGGAGGAACUUCAGAAAUCUAUUAACAAAAUAUCCGAAAUCAUAACCAAGUAUGGCGGUGUCUGUGAUGUUGCAAUGGCUCCAAAAUCUGUGUCUGCUAGUGAGGAUGCAGAGUUGCAGGCCUUGUUGGAGAGAAAUGAAAUGGAAAGUUCUUUGGACUCAGACGACGAUGAUUAA
This is a messenger RNA of Brettanomyces bruxellensis, 897 nucleotides long. It is a transcript of the gene SUI2, whose product is annotated as eukaryotic translation initiation factor 2 subunit alpha. The transcript has a single exon. Gene Ontology annotation, cellular component: multi-eIF complex; eukaryotic translation initiation factor 2 complex; eukaryotic translation initiation factor 2B complex. Gene Ontology annotation, molecular function: ribosome binding; RNA binding; translation initiation factor activity. Lineage: Eukaryota; Fungi; Ascomycota; Pichiomycetes; Pichiales; Pichiaceae. The coding region runs from base 1 to 897 and encodes 298 amino acids. The record is from RefSeq and is a predicted model, not a curated record.